AUGGCAGAUGGUGCAUUCCGGUUCCAUCAGCCUGGAGCCGGGCAGUUUUAUCCCACACAGCACAACAAUCAUCGAAAUCAGAAUCGAGCUACUUCACCAUCCGGCGGUCGGCGACCCUUCACGAACGAUACACCCUCUCCCUCGCGGUCACCCGUGAACCCGUCUCUUGGCCACAAUUUCACCAUGUACUCUCAAAAUGGAUAUCAGACUCAACACGGGUUGAUGAAUGGGGCUCAGAAUCAUCAGCGUUAUGGCAACCUCCAAAUGCCGAAAUAUCAGCCGCAGCACCAUGUUCACCAUAACGCGGCGCAACAUCAUGUGCAACAUCAUCAUGCCGGGCAGCUAGGGCACCAGCAUACCAUUUCGUCAGGCGGCUUCCCAUCUGCGACCCCUCACCUUCCCUCGUACGCGCACGAGCACAUGCAGAACGGCAACGGCAACGGAUUACCCUCCGAUGAUGCGGAUGAGCUGGAUAAUGAGUACUGGCGAGAGCAGAGACAUUUUUGGGAAGAGAGCAAGGAGAUGACUGGACAACAUCACCGCGCGAAGACUGUUGCACAACACUCCAAAGGGGUCAAUUACGUGCCGCUGGGAGCAGCUGCGGAGGAUCUUCAAUCAGAUAGUCACCGGACUGCCACCUCGAAUGGACAAACCGUGAGCAAACAAACCUGGGAUGAACUCGACCUGGGUGGACAAGGCCUUUGUGCACUUUCCCCCGUACUAUUCAAUCCGUCAUACCAUUUCCUCAAACGGCUCGACCUAAUGUACAACCAAUUAGAGACUCUGCCACCUGAGAUCGGUCGAUUAAGGAAUUUGGAGUACCUGGACGUGUCAUUCAACCAACUUACCGAGCUUCCAGAGGAGAUAGGGAUGCUUACGAACCUCAAACAUCUGCUUCUCUUCAACAACCAUAUUCAAACCCUUUGUUACGAACUGGGAUUCCUGUACAAACUGGAAAUGCUUGGUGUGUAUGGCAACCCCUUGGAGCAAGGACAACGAGACAAGAUCACGGAGGGUGGCACUAGAAAAUUGAUCGAAUAUCUCCGUGAGAGCAUGCCAGAACCCCCACCACCCCGCGAAAGAGAGUGGCACCAGCUUGAGGAGGUGUCGGAGACCGACGUGGAUACCAUCAAAGUCUUGAAUUACAAUAUCUUGUGCGAUCGCUACGCCACCCAACAGCAGUACGGCUAUGUGCCGGAGCGCGUUUUGGGAUGGGGCUUCCGCAAGACGUUGAUACUUGAAGAAAUCCGCGAAAUCAAUGCCGACAUUGUGUGCCUGCAAGAGUUGGACCGCUGCAGCUACGAUGACUUCUUCCGCGGGGAGCUGUCAAUCUCGGGCUAUAAAGGGUACUAUGCGCAGAAGAGCCGCGCCGAGACACUGGGCGACAAUGCCAAGUUCGUCGAUGGAUGUGGCACGUUCUGGAAAGACAAGAAAUAUGUGCUUCUCGACACCCAGCAUCUUGUUCUCGGAAGAAAGGCUGUCGAGCGGCCUGGCGCCAAAGCAUCGGCUGAUAUGCUGAACCGAGUCUGGCAGAGGGAUGACAUCGCAACCGUGGUCUUCUUGGAAAACCGCGUGACGGGUUCGAGGCUCAUCGUGGUCAACGCUCACAUCUACUGGGACCCGGCAUUCAAAGACGUGAAACUCAUUCAAGCAGCCGUCCUGAUGGAAGAACUCCAGAAGCUUGCCGACAAAUACACGAAGGUUCCGCCGGCGACAAACAAACAAGUCUUCCGAUUCUCAGACGCGGACGAUACGCCACAUCCUGAUCCCGGCCCUUCUCUGGCAUACACAUCGGGAACUCAGAUCCCGCUGAUCAUUUGCGGUGACUUCAACUCUGGGGCUGGUUCCGCAGUAUACGAUCUAUUCACCAAGAAGGGGAUGAACGCUGAGCAUGCCGACCUGGACGGCAGGGAUUACGGCGCCUUCUCCCGGGCCGGCAUGCAACAUCAGUUCACGCUCAAAUCCUCCUACGGCGCCAUUGACGAAGAAAUGCCCUUCACCAAUUACACGCCUUCCUUUGUCGACGUGCUGGACUACAUCUGGUACUCGAGCAACUCCUUGAGGGUGGUGGGCUUGCUGGGCGCCGUGGACCCGGAAUACCUGAAACGAGUGCCCGGGUUCCCCAACUUCCAUUUCCCCAGUGACCACAUCGCCAUCGUGGCCGAGUUCAAGGUUGAGAAGCAGCGGAAUGUGCAGAAGGCCGUGGAGGCCGACUUCGGACCCUCGAGCAAGAAGUAG
Molecule: messenger RNA, 2238 nt
Organism: Capronia coronata CBS 617.96
Lineage: Eukaryota; Fungi; Ascomycota; Eurotiomycetes; Chaetothyriales; Herpotrichiellaceae
Exons: 2
Coding region: 1-2238 (745 amino acids)
Biological process (GO): nuclear-transcribed mRNA poly(A) tail shortening
Cellular component (GO): CCR4-NOT complex; nucleus; cytoplasm
Molecular function (GO): protein binding; poly(A)-specific ribonuclease activity
Source: RefSeq, a predicted model, not a curated record